AUGAUUGCCCAACGAGUAGGAACGACGGCGCUGCGCCGAGUCGCCGGCAAACCGAAUGCCUUCUUCACCGCCAACGUAGCCCGGCUCGGGCUGGCUCAGCCCCUGUCGACCACCCAGAUGAGGCCCGUAGCAACGCAAAAGCUCACCGCCGCCGACGCGACCGCGAUCCUCGCCAAGCAGCGCAUCAACCGGCCGGUGUCGCCGCACCUGGACGUGUACGACAAGCAACAGACGUGGUUCGGGGGCUCGAUCUGGAUGCGGAUCACGGGGUCCGCGUUCAGCGGCAGCCUGUACGUGUUCGCGACGGCGUACCUGGCGGCGCCGCUCGUGGGCUGGCACCUGGAGAGCGCGUCGCUGGCGGCGGCGUUCGGCGCGCUGCCCUUCGCGGCGAAAGGCGCGCUCAAGUUCCUGGCCGCGUGGCCCUUUGCGUUCCAUGCGAUUAAUGGUGUGCGUCAUUUGUUGUUUGAUAUGGCGGUCGGGUUUAAGCGCCAGACGAUUGUCAAGUCAGGGUGGUAUAUCUGGGGUGCGUCCGUGGUUAGCGGGUUGUACCUUGCUUUCUUCCUUUGA
Messenger RNA from Chaetomium globosum CBS 148.51, 567 nucleotides. RefSeq lists its product as uncharacterized. Lineage: Eukaryota; Fungi; Ascomycota; Sordariomycetes; Sordariales; Chaetomiaceae. The transcript has 3 exons. The record is from RefSeq and is a predicted model, not a curated record. Gene Ontology annotation, molecular function: electron transfer activity; succinate dehydrogenase activity. Gene Ontology annotation, biological process: tricarboxylic acid cycle; mitochondrial electron transport, succinate to ubiquinone. The coding region runs from base 1 to 567 and encodes 188 amino acids. Gene Ontology annotation, cellular component: membrane.